Molecule: messenger RNA, 756 nt
Organism: Nelumbo nucifera (sacred lotus)
Lineage: Eukaryota; Viridiplantae; Streptophyta; Magnoliopsida; Proteales; Nelumbonaceae
Product: cytochrome b-c1 complex subunit 7-2, mitochondrial-like
Biological process (GO): mitochondrial electron transport, ubiquinol to cytochrome c
Cellular component (GO): respiratory chain complex III
Source: RefSeq, a predicted model, not a curated record
UUUGGCUGUGAAAGUUGUAAGAGGAAGCGCAAGAGAGAGAGAGAGUUGCAGAGAAGUUCGUAGCCAUGGCUUCGUCCCUGUUUCAAUCCUUCUUAAAUCCAUCGAAGAACUGGUUCGCUGCUCAGCAUAUGAAAGCCCUCUCCAAACGCCUCAGGAAAUACGGGCUUCGAUAUGAUGACCUCUACGAUCCGAUGUACGAUUUGGACAUAAAGGAAGCACUGGCUCGCCUUCCUCGUGAGAUCGUUGACGCAAGGAUUCAGCGUCUCAAGCGCGCCAUGGAUCUUUCCAUGAAACACGAGUACCUUCCCGAAGAUUUACAGGCAAUGCAGACACCGUUUAGGAGCUAUCUUCAGGACAUGUUAACUCUAGUAAAGAAGGAAAGAGCAGAGAGGGAGGCAUUGGGAGCAUUACCUCUUUAUCAACGCACCAUUCCCUGAUUAUAUUGUUGCACCAGUCCUGGAUCUUGUUCAUCAUGUUUUCUGAUAGAUUCUUUAGUGGUGGACCGUGAUAACUGAGACGUUUGGUAUCUAUUCGUCUCAGAAAAUGGUAUCGUAUUUUGUUGACGAAUUUCUUUUGGCAUCGUUGGGUAUGGUUCGAUCAUCAUUUUUGCCAUAUCUAAGCAAGUGGUUUACUUGCUAACAAGUAAUAAUCCCUAUCCAAAACUGGAUGAAUUUCUGUUGUUGAACUAACUUGAGUAGUAUUUAUUGCACAUUGCACUGAUUUGGAAAAUGAAGGGUAGUUGUGUGGACUUAUUCA